Messenger RNA from Acaulospora morrowiae, 566 nucleotides. NCBI's taxonomy places the organism in Eukaryota, Fungi, Glomeromycota, Glomeromycetes, Diversisporales, Acaulosporaceae. The record is from the annotation of a GenBank genome assembly.
GCAAUAAGGGUAAAGAACUCGUUGAUCCCUAUCAACUCUGUUAUCAGAAAAUGACAGUUAUGGAACUUUGUAAUCUCCGUAAUUCCGGAUCGUCAUUGCGAUUAACCAAUUUUUCGUUUUACAGGAGCGAUCUCGAACCAAAAGGGAUUCAUUCGUGUGCCUAUGAUGAAAUACUCCGCAUAUUCACAGGCCUUGGCGGUUCGGAGAUUUGUUCGAUAAAGAUUGGUUCAUUUUUCCAGUAUGUGUUGAGGAAAUACGAAAUGCCUGAUAUCGACCUUAACUUUAUUAUUCGAGGUGUUGGAGUCGAUGGUAUUUUCACUCUAUCUGUCGAUAAUGGGGAGUCGGUAGAGUUUCUCAAAAAUAAAAUUCGAAGCAAUCAACUCGGUUCAUUAAAAAAUCCUACCACACCCGAUAAUAGAGAGGGACAACUUAUGAAUCCACAAGAAAUAAUUUCCGAGUAUUUUACUGUCUUAGACAUCCACGCUCUUAGAACAAAUCCCCCUUAUCUUUCAGAAGAUGGUGAAAUAGGUCCUAUAAAUGUUAUUAUCUACCCCUCUGCUGAAUAA